Alosa sapidissima (American shad) is the source of this 1357-nucleotide messenger RNA. RefSeq lists its product as uncharacterized. The record is from RefSeq and is a predicted model, not a curated record. Lineage: Eukaryota; Metazoa; Chordata; Actinopteri; Clupeiformes; Clupeidae. The coding region runs from base 423 to 860 and encodes 145 amino acids. The transcript is spliced from 5 exons.
UCGGGAAAGUGAAGGAGGCCAAUACCAGGAUAAAACCACAUAAACUAGCCUGUAUGCUUUUCAUCUGUUUCCUUAACCUACCACUUAAAAGCAUUGCAUUCUGUCAGAACAGAUCUUAUGACAGAGCAUUAAUUUGCAACGUCUCCCUGCACACACACGUACACCAAAAAACAACAACCAAAAAACCGUCUCACGGCACCUGAACCAGAACAACGUGACGACAACAACGGUGCUUUGAAAAGCGCGGGUCCCGUUUGGGUUGGUCAACAGGAUCUGUUUGAGAAGAAGAAGACACCCCAUUGGCUGUUGGAAACAUCAGUCUUUGACGUUACGCUCUGGCUGAACUAACACUAAACCGGUGUCAACCCAACAACAUCGCGCGGCGGUUCCCGUUUGGUCGACUUCAAAGUGAAUAGCAGCUAAUGCCCGAUGUCAAGGCUGGAGGAAGGACGAAGCUAGAAGAACCCAAUGUUGAGUCAGCUAACAAGGUGCAGUGGAAAGGCUCUCAGUACAAAAAGGGACUCUUUCUGUGUUUAAACCAAGAGAGCCCACUUCUGUCUUUCAUCAAAUCAAGUCUUCCUAAAAUGAGAGGCCCUGAGCCUUUGCUGGAGCGUCUGCAAGGUUUAGGAGUUGAGGACCUGGAAGACCUGAGCUACCUGCAGGAGAGUGACCUCCUUUCUUUCCUGAGACCAAUUGAAGCCAGGAAACUUCUGUCACUGCUCAAAAAGUCAAGCCAACAAGAUGUCUUGGACAGUCCUCCAAGCAACCAGAGCAACCAACAGUUCAGCAGAGCCAGUACCAGUACAAGUCCAGUAACACAGUCUGACGAGAUGCACCUUUCUGGUGCCUCUUCAAGAUAAAUCCGGACAAGGGAUCAAAAGUGGAGCGGAAUGCCACCAAAAGAAAACUUGCAGUCAGUCCAAAGGUUCUCACACUGAUCACCAGAAUUGCAGACUAAGAGUGGAGGGAAUAAAAAGUGCUCACAAGUUAUGGAUACUUUGUCCAAGUUACAGACUGUUAUGGAUUAAUAUCCAGUGAGGUUUCAUGUAAGCUAUCAAAAUUGUUAUCAAUUUUGUGGAUUACUUGGCCAAGUUAUGGAUGCCUUGGAUAGAGUAUGGAUUCAUUUCCAGUGAGGUUUUAAUGUAAGUUUGUAAUCCAUGUAUGGUGACUAUUAUGACCAAGUUAUGGAUGCCUUGGAUAGAAAUGUUACUGUAAAUUGGUAACUCAACUUUUUCUUUUUCUUUUUUUUUUUACUUUUUUUUUGUUUGUUUGGAAAUUAUUGUUGUAUACUGUUACUUUACAUCUAAUAUAAAGUAAUAUACAGCCUUUUUACAUAAAAUAAUGCCAUUAAAACCAA